CUUCCCGAGUGCUGGGAUUAAAGGUGUGGGCCACCACUGCCAGCUCCUGAGUUGGUUAUUUUUAAUGACCUAUUUUAUUUCCUCCUUCCUGGAGUUUGAAUACAAGACCCCGCCACAUGCAGGGCUGAGUCCCACUUUAGACAAGUGAUGCCCCCUUCAGUUUGCAAAGUGGACUCCUGGUCUGAGGCAGUGGUAGACAGUAAUGAAGAAGCAGAAACUGCUCUGAGCUUGUGAUGGGCCCCCUGGCUGGCCUUUGACCUUGCCAGGCCCCAGAACAGGGUCUUAUUUUUAGUCUAGGAGAGGAGACAGGUGUCCCAGCUGAGUCACAACGAGCUUCAUUUCAGGCUUCAGCUACUCCAGGCAUCCUGUCACUUGGCAGCUGGAUCCCAAGGCACCCAUGGCCCUGAAGGGAGGGCUGAGGUCCUUGGUGCCCAAGCAGGCAAUGACCUUCUGGCUUAGUGGACCGGGCCCUGGGAAUUUGUUUCCUUUCCCAGGUUCCUGACCGCACCCCCACCCCGUCCAGCUUUUCUUACCUGUGCCAUUGUAUGGAAAACACAAAAGCCCUUGGCUACUGGCCUUUCUCUUACCGUCUUCCCAUUCCCAACGUUGGUCCAAGUCCAAAGGGCCUGGCCCGCCUCUCCUGACUCAGUGGGCUAUUUAGGGUUACUUCACUCACCACUGGACCAUGGGGCCUUUAUCCUUGACUUGUACAUGCACUCAGCCUGGCCUCUGAUGGGGUUGCCCAGCCUCUGGAAGUUUUCCUGUCAAGAUUUGGAGGGGGGGAGCAGUAACUGGAUCCCUGAAUUUGCUGAGGGUCUGUCAAAGGCCUGACAGGCCCCACCCAGGCAGGCUUCCUGGAAACUGGCAUUGCAAAUCUUUCUGAUGGGUCUGGGUUCCUCCUGACAGGCCACCACAGGGUGGCUGUUGUGAGUGGGUCCAGAUUAGAAGUCUGAGAACCUGACCGGGAGGCAUGGGGGAAAUAAAAGCGCUCAGGCUUUGAGGGUGGAAGAGCCUGAGGCUGUGCUGUGAGGUCCAGACUGCAGUACUUGUUUGUUUGGCAGCUUGUAUCUGUGUAGAGUAAGGGUAGUGAUGGUGAGCCCUGUUUCUUGAGGUCCUUGGCAGAUGUCAGAGUUACCUUGGAGGGUGAAGCCAGGAAAGAGGCUUGGAGCCUUCCUAUGUGAGCCCCCUUCCAGAGGUGGGAAGCUUGCGGGUUUCAGGUAGGGGCCUGGCACUUCCCAUACUUCCUUCUAAGAGACCCUUUGAGCAGGCCCUUUUUCACGAGUCCUCAGGAAACUGCCCUCUUGAUGAUGGCUAAGCACCUGCGCUUGUCAGCCCUGCCAGGCUGGCUGCCCUCUCCCUCAGCCGCACACCCCUCCCUGCCUCUCUUGCAGGCAACCAUGGCCGAGUUCUCCCAGAAGCAGAGGAAGCAGCAUGGCGGAGAGGGCCUGGGCAGCGUGGUGGACUUCCUCCUGGCUAAUGCCCGUUUGGUGCUAGGUGUGAGCGGGGCUGCAGUGCUGGGCAUUGCCACCCUGGCUGUAAAGCGGCUCCUCGACAGGGCCACUAGCCCUCGGGAUGAGGAUGACAGCAAGGGGGACGGCUGGAAGGAGCUGAGCCUGCUGAGAGCCACAUCACACCGACAGCCCCAACCCCCCCCUGCCGCCCUCAGCCAGCCCAUACCUCUUGUGUCCCCCCCACCCUCUGCCCCAGUGGAGCCCACUCAUUCUCAGAAGACACCGACACCUCAGCUCAGCUCCCCAGCGCCCCUCCGCCUGACGUUCCAGGAGAAGCUGCUGGCAUUUGAACGUAACUGCGUGGUUAUCCCAGAAGCCCACGUGACUUUGGUGAAACAGCUGGCUGGAGACAUUGCCUUGGAGCUGCAGGCCUACUUGAGGAGCAAGUUCCCCGAACUACCCUUUGGUGCGCUUGUACCAGGUGGGCCUCUCUACGAGGGGCUACAGGCAGGGGCUGCCGAGCACGUGCGCCUGCUGGCACCUCUGGAGUUAGAACCAGGUCUGUGGAGCCUGGUCCCUGGUAUGGACACUGUGGCCAGGGAACCUCGAUGCUGGGCUGUGCGCAGGACCCAGCUGGAGUUCCAUCCCCGAGGGCGCAGCCCAUGGGACCGCUUCCUGGUGGGGGGUUAUCUUUCCUCCCGUGUCUUGUUGGAGCUGCUCCGGAAGGCCCUGGCAGCCUCUGUCAACUGGCCAGCCAUUGGCAGCCUGCUGGGAUGUCUGAUCCGGCCCAGUGUGGCUUCGGAAGAACUGCUGCUGGAGAUCCAGCAUGAGUGCCUGGAGUUCACGUUAGCUGUGCUCUUGGUGGUCCCUGGGGCCAGCACUGAUGAUCGUCUCCUGCUGGCUUGGCCCCUGGAGGGGCUGGCCGCCAAUCUCUGGCUGCAGGAUCUAUAUCCAGUAGAGGCUGCCUGUUUGCGGGCCCUGGAUGACCGGGAUGCUGGCACUCGGCGGAGGCUGUUGCUGCUGCUGCGUGGUGUGUUUCGUGGCCAUCCUGCUCUGGUGCGGCUGGGCUGGAGUCACCUGACCCAGGUGGUUCUGCAUCUGGGGAAAGAGGAAGUGGUCUGGACCGAGGAGGCCUUGGGGGAUCGCUUUCUGCAAGCCCUGGAGUUUCUGGUGGGCAGCUUGGAGCAGGCCAGCCUGCCCUGUCACUUCAACACUAAUGUGAACCUCUUGGGAAGUUUUCGGGAGGAGGAGAUUGAUGACAUUGGCUACAUACUGUACAGUGGUCUCCAGGUCCCUGAGAGCCUACUGUAGGUGGAUGACAACUGGGAUUGGCUUGUUUUCUGAUGCUGAAGAGCAGCAGCCACCUCCCUCCCAGGACACUGUAGAGUGGGGUUUGCUUUAUUUUAGCCAGAGUGGAGGGGAGGAUCUAGUGCCUAGGCCCAUGGGUGGGCAUGUGCCUGGGUGGUGGGGACCAGGAUUCCCAAAUCCAGAGAGUCAGGGUUGCUGUCACCUAACGUGGCUAGCCUGGCCUGGCUUUCGGUACCAGCCACACCGAUGCCCCCUGGCCCUCCAGGGUUCACUUAGGAUCUUGGGCUCCGUGUAUCAUCACCAGCAAUGAACUCACCUAGAGUGAGAUGUGGCUUUUGAUUUCCUAGGCUUCACCUAGGCAAAGGCUGAUUCCAACUUUUUGCCAAGAAGGAAACCUAAUGUUCUUGGUUGGGUAACAGCUCCAGUAUCCUGGAGGCACACACAGCUGGUCAUUGAGUCUCUGGGGCUGGAAUCACCUGGUACCCUGGAAGAUAGCUUCUUAGCUGUUGAAAGAUGUUUUCCUGAUGGUCAUGCAUUUGUUUUUCUGGUUGAGUCCUCAGGCCUUGAAGUGGAAGUUGUCUCCCUUGCUGCCUGCCUGCCUGCCUUAUACCCCAGGGAAGGAAGGUCUUGUUUUCCUCCUGCUUGGUGGGUUUUCUCUGUAGGUCACAAAUUACCUCUGGGAGAACCCUUCCUCAUUGGGGAGCUGAGAUCUAUGCUGCCCACACAAGGCUGUCCCAUAGUGGCUGCUCCUGGACCUCACUGCAGGGUAGAGGACAUGCCCCUCCCAGAGGCCUGUGUGCAGUCCUGGCCUCUGCAGUGUGCCAAAAUAUUUGAUAAAUGUCUGUGUCCUGACCUGGCACCCUGGUUAAGGUGGCAUGGCUGGAGGAGGGAGAUGACUUUCCCUGCCAGGAGGCCUUUCUAUUUUAAGUACCACUCCCCCUACACACACACACACACAGAGAAACAAAGCUAUGCCUUGACGAGUGUGAAUAAAAGGAAAAUUUUAUGCAUGUGUGAUUCUUGCUGGCAGAAAAUGGUCUUCAUAUCUUUGUAGGUGGCUGCUUGGAGCUUCACAAGUCUUGUAGCUGCCUUGAUGUGGAGGCUUGAGGUCAUCAUGGAGAUGACCAGAUUUCUUUUUAGUAGUCUUUUCAGGAGCCAGGCG
Molecule: messenger RNA, 3921 nt
Organism: Onychomys torridus (southern grasshopper mouse)
Lineage: Eukaryota; Metazoa; Chordata; Mammalia; Rodentia; Cricetidae
Gene: Mief2
Product: mitochondrial elongation factor 2
Exons: 3
Coding region: 1305-2762 (485 amino acids)
Biological process (GO): mitochondrion organization; positive regulation of mitochondrial fission
Cellular component (GO): mitochondrial outer membrane
Source: RefSeq, a predicted model, not a curated record